CACACCCACCGCAUUCAAUCCAUCAACUAUCCGGCUCUCGUCAUCAACCAACAAGCAACAACCAUCACAGUCAUCAAUUUGACAACCAAACAACACAAUGGCUCGCACUAAGCAGACUGCGCGGCAGUGGACUGGUGGCAAGGCCCCGCGAAAGCUGCCUGCCCGCAAGUCUGCCCCGGCGGCCGAGGUUUAUAAGAAGCCCUAUCGUUAUAAGCCCGGUACCGUCGCUCUCCGCGAGAUUCGUAGCUACCAGAAGUCGACUGAGCUCCUGAUCCGCAAGCUCCCCUUCCAGCGCCUGGGCAUUAAGUGGGAUCUCAGCUUCCAGCCUUUGGCCAUCGGCGCUCUCCAGGAGUCGGUCGAGUCUUAUCUCGUCUCUCUCUUCGAGGAUACCAAUCUGUGCGCCAUCCAUGCUAAGCGUGUCACCAUCCAGGCUAAGGAUAUCCAGCUUGCCCGCCGCCUGCGCGGAGAGAGCAACUAA
This is a messenger RNA of Lasiosphaeria miniovina, 478 nucleotides long. RefSeq names its product histone 3. Gene Ontology annotation, biological process: rRNA transcription. The coding region runs from base 98 to 478 and encodes 126 amino acids. The record is from RefSeq and is a predicted model, not a curated record. Gene Ontology annotation, molecular function: DNA binding; structural constituent of chromatin; protein heterodimerization activity. The transcript has 2 exons. Gene Ontology annotation, cellular component: nucleosome; nucleus. Lineage: Eukaryota; Fungi; Ascomycota; Sordariomycetes; Sordariales; Lasiosphaeriaceae.